Molecule: messenger RNA, 1924 nt
Organism: Malaya genurostris
Lineage: Eukaryota; Metazoa; Arthropoda; Insecta; Diptera; Culicidae
Exons: 3
Coding region: 167-1867 (566 amino acids)
Source: RefSeq, a predicted model, not a curated record
UUCGUUCUCAUUGUUUGUUUGUUGUUAGUGAUCCUGGAAAUUUGCCCAUCAAUUUCGUACUAUGAUGUAGUUCUUGCUUCAAAAAUAUAUCGAAAUGAUUCAUUUUAAUCACGUUAUAAAUGCAAACAACGCAACACGUUUAGAAGUAAUGUAGUAUGUUGCUAAAAUGUAUGCAAAUGGCUUUAAGUACUGGCUUGCUUACAAGAAAGGCACAUCAGGUUACUACCGAUGUUGCCGCUACAAAACAAGUUGUCCCGGUCGAUGUGUAGUGGACGAAGAUGGUGUUAUUCGGAACACUACAGCCCAUAACCAUCCUCCCGAAGCGGAUCGGGUUAUAGUGGAUCGGUUCAGGAAAGUAUUAACUCAGCGCGCUGCUCUCGAAAAUACUGAUUUACAUGUGAUAUACCUGGAGGAAGCUACGAACCGUCAUUCAGAUGCUUCUUUAUUGUACACUUUCUCGCAAGCCGAAUCUUGCAUGAGAAAAGCUCGUCGCAAGCAGCAUCCACAAGAGCCUUGCAGUAUCAACGAGUUGAGAGAAACUCUCGAAAGUUCAGACCUGUUCCGAAUUCACACUGGGAGUAAUCGAGACGAGUUUUAUCAGACAACAAUCGUUCUCGAAGACACAACUUGUUUGAUUCUCUGGCACAACAGAACAAUUGAAACUAUUGGCAUAAUCGAUGAGUUGUAUGUUGAAUGUAAUCUAGAAGUAGCUUCCCAUUCCGCAGCCAGAUAUGAUUUAUUGGUAGGAUUAGCUAUAAAUCGAAAUCACUGUUGUACAGUAUUCUAUUCGAUAAUGACGGCCAAAAGUGAGUCUGGGUUUGCUGCAAUAUUCGCAUACGUGAAGGAACAUUUGGGAUCAUUUAUUUCGCCAACUACGAUUCUAACGGAGGCGGACGAGGAAACACACAAUGCCUUGGAAAAAACCUUUCCAGAAGCAACAAUUAAAGUGUACUGGCAUCAUUACACUACCGCCGUCCUUAAUCGAAUGCGACAGCUGGGUUUGGGCCGCGAAACUGCUAGAGGGCAUGCGAGCAGUGGGCUGAGGAUGUUACUAGUUUUGCCACUGCUUCCUGCCAAUUACAUGACCCCCGGACUGGAGGCUUUGAAAAAGUGGAUGAACGAGAAAAAUAUAUUCUCUCAUAACUUCUGCCGUUUAUGUGACUACGUGGAACGAUCCUGGUUAGGUGAAUUUGGUGCAAAAAAGCUUUCCAUGUUCGGACAACCGCACAGUGUAUCUUGCCAAAUAAAAACAUUUCUUAAGGAUUUUAAAGGACAAGCAGAUCUACAGCAAACCAUGACGAUCUGGCGAAUGUUGGAAACAUUAACCCAAAUAGUAACCAAACAGUUUGUGAAACUUAGCAAACGGAAUAAGCGAGCCCCUGGUGUAGAACGACAACCCAAACCGAAACGAAAGGUACAACAGGUUCAGGAAACUGUUAUGAACAAUGCAACGCAACUGUGGAUUAAGACGGCAGUACAUUUGCGGAAUCCGUUGCAGUUUCUCCAGUUAUGUAGUCAUUGUAUCAAUGACGCUAUGAUCACGGAAUCAUUACCGGUACCGGAGAGCAAUGGAAUAGCAAAAAAAGUGCCUUCGCCAAACGUGGAAACAACUUCGAUUGGGGAUUUUCUGUGUAGCUUUGACGCACCUAUUCUAAUCCCGGAGCUGACACAGGCCACUACCAUAUCGGCAAGCGAUCCGCCUCCGUUAGCAUUUUUCCCAAAAGUUAUUGUGAAACGAAGUGAAGUUAAUUGUAGUACAUCGCAAAUCUGUUACAGCCUGACAGAACCUCCACCACUUGUUCCAUUCUGUUCCGGUUUCGAGGAUCGAGUUCUUCCUAGCGAAGAUAUACAAUUACCACCAGAUUGAUUCAUAUUGUAAAUUUCGAGAAUAGCAUAAUGAAUAAAAUUAUUUUUAAGAAAUCAA